This is a messenger RNA of Corvus hawaiiensis (hawaiian crow), 1722 nucleotides long. Its product is annotated as glycine-rich cell wall structural protein-like. The transcript has 2 exons. The record is from RefSeq and is a predicted model, not a curated record. NCBI's taxonomy places the organism in Eukaryota, Metazoa, Chordata, Aves, Passeriformes, Corvidae. Bases 53 to 1486 code for a protein of 477 amino acids.
AACACCGAGCAUCACAACGUUCCCACCAGCACUGAAGGGUCACUGCUCCAAGAUGUGCUCCAGACAAAGCUCUGGAGGCUGCCAUGGAAUGUCCUCCCAGUCCAGUGGAUGCCACAGCGAGGGCUCUGGUUGCCACGGGAGCGGCUCCUCCAGUUACCAGUCCCAGGGCUCCUCCUGCUGCGGGGGACAAGGGGGUUCUGGCAAAGUCAUCAUCAGCUCUGGUGGUGGAGGAGGUGGAUCCUGUUGUAGUGGGGGCUCCUCCAGCUAUGGGAUGGGAGGGGGAUACGGUGGUGGGUCUUCAGGAUCAAAGGGCAUCAUUGGAGGUGGAGGCAGUGGAGGAUCCUCUGGGUGCUGCAGUGGAGGAUCCUCAGGUUAUGGCAUGGGUGGAGGAUACGGUGGUGGCUCUUCAGGAUCAAAGACCAUUAUUGUAGGCGGAGGUAGUGGAGGAUCCUCUGGGUGCUGCAGUGGGGGCUCCAGCUACGGGAUGGGAGGGGGAUAUGGUGGUGGCUCUUCAGGAUCAAAGACCAUCAUUGUAGGGGGAGGCAGUGGAGGUUCCUCUGGAUACUGCAGUGGAGGAUCCUCAGGUUAUGGCAUGGGUGGAGGAUACGGUGGUGGCUCUUCAGGAUCAAAGGGCAUCAUUGCAGGGGGAGGCAGUGGAGGAUCCUCUGGGUGCUGCAGUGGAGGAUCCAGCUAUGGGAUGGGAGGAGGAUACGGUGGUGGCUCUUCAGGAUCAAAGGGCAUCAUUGUAGGGGGAGGCAGUGGAGGAUCCUCUGGAUACUGUGGUGGAGGAUCCAGCUACGGGAUGGGAGGAGGAUACGGUGGUGGCUCUUCAGGAUCAAAGACCAUUAUUGUAGGCGGAGGCAGUGGAGGUUCCUCUGGAUACUGCAGCGGAGGAUCCAGCUACGGGAUGGGAGGGGGAUACGGUGGUGGCUCUUCAGGAUCAAAGAGCAUCAUUGUAGGGGGAGGUAGUGGUGGUUCCUGUGGUGGAGGAUCUUCAGCUUAUGGCAUGGGUGGAGAAUAUGGUGGUGUAUCUUCAGGAACCAAGAUCAUAAUGGGAGAUGGAAGUAGUGGUGGUUCCUCUGGAUACUGUGGUGGAGGAUCCAGCUAUGGGAUGGGAGGAGGAUAUGGUGGUGGAUCUUCAGGAUCAAAGAGCAUCAUUGUAGGGGGAGGCAGUGGAGGAUCCUCUGGAUACUGUGGUGGAGGAUCCAGCUAUGGGAUGGGAGGAGGAUAUGGUGGUGGAUCUUCAGGAUCAAAGAGCAUCAUUGUAGGGGGAGGCAGUGGAGGAUCCUCUGGAUACUGUGGUGGAGGAUCCAGCUACGGGAUGGGAGGAGGAUACGGCGGCAGCUCCUCAGGACAGACCAUCAUCAUCAGCUCUGGAGGUGGCAGCGGAGGCUCCUCCCAGCAGAAAUGUCCCAUUGUCAUCCCCAGCAUCGUGUCCCACCAGAGCAAGCAGAGCUCCUACUGGCCCUACAGCCAGCAGAAGUAACAGCCGUGGGCAACUCCGGCUCUGAGUCUCUGCCACGGCACCUCUUUGCCUCCAGCCCUGCCUCUGGCUGCCUGGUCCUUCCCAGCAUGUCUUCCCCUCGCCCCUGGACACUGCAUCCUCAUGUGAGAACUCCAGGAUUCCCCUGCUGUGCCCUGGUGUUGGGGUGCCUUUGAUAAUGUCCUGUUGCUUUUCCAAAGGCACUUUUUAUAUCCAAUAAAUGUAAGUGCUCAAAGCUG